UGUUAUUCAAAUUAAAAGUCCUCCUAUGCAAUUUAAUAUACAUGGUCACCUUUUGUCAUUCGAUAACAUCCAUGGUUAGUCAACACAGAUUUAAGCUUCUCUUUUUUUUGAUUGCACAAGUAAAGGGCUUGGUUAUUUUUGUGUAUCAUCAUUGGUUGUUUCUGUAUAAUGCUAUGUGUGGCGCAGAGGUAUAAAAGUUCCUAAUCUGUAGUUCAGCUUCAACUUGAGGAGGAGGAACUGUUCAACUGAAAAGUUACAACCUCCACGGCUGCAUUCUUACACAUUUAUUGAAAACAGAACUUGAAAAAGGUAAGAAUAUCUUUAAAUAUCAUUGAUAAUAAAUAAAAGCAGUUUACCUUUGAUCUACUAACAUACUAAAGCGAUUUCCAUGUCUCCUUUUUUUUCAAAGGCACAGUAACCUUUAAUAUUUAAAUGUAUCCAGUCUAAGGUUUCAGAUUUCUAACAUGCAGUCUUUAUAUUAGAAAUAAAAGGCAGCACCCAAAGCGGUCAACAUUAAAAUAGUUUACUUGAAUUGAAAUGUUUAUUUUACUGCUCUGUGUGGUUCUGUUACAUUUUUCAUGUUUUUUACAGAUUUUUGUCACCAUUUUAUCAUCUGCUAACGUCUCUGGUUAGAGUAGGCUACACUCACAGGGAUAACAUGACACAUGAAAUCCUGGGCAUUCAGAGUCUGAAGCAGAAAGCCUGACUUAACAGGGAAAGUUGAUGACCACUAAUGAGAUACUCUUUAUCUCUAACUUAGACUUUAGGGUUUAUCAAGCAAGAAAAGCUUAACUUUGUUGAACUUCCUUAAUAUUGCACACCUCACUUUUAGAUGACUUGAUAAACUCACGUACCAAAUAAAAAUAAUAAUAAAACAUGAAGAGGUUUUAUUCCAUUAUAAAUGCUGUAUUUUGGGAUGGUGAUACUCAGUGUUCAGGAACUGCUUUCCACAACGUAUGUUUGUGUUCAUGUUUGCAUAUCAAAAUUUUCUGUUUGCCCUGCAGUUGAAAUGAAGAAGCCUGCUCUCCUCUCUGCAGCCCUGCUGCUGCUGUUUUUUGUUGGGACAUCAGCUCAGGGUAACACUAACUUCAGAGUGCAGGUGAAUGUGUUACCCAGUGACAUUAAGACCUACAACACUUCUACUGCUUAUAGAGGCAGCCUCUUCGGUGGACUGACGAGACUGAAAUACUCAAACCAAGGCUUCAACUUUCAGUACAUACCACACGAUGACUAUGGACCAUUCCUUCAGAGUGUAAAUGGUUUGGCAGGAAAUUCAUCACACUACUGGCAACUGCUGAGUGGUACAACCCCACUCAAUGUUGGUAUGGGAUGUUACCUUCCAACUGCAAAUGAAGUCGUCACCCUGAAAUACACGAAAAUUUAAGACCAUCUAAAGUCUUAUUAUGACUCAUGGUCAACCAAUACACUUUGAUCUUUGGCAAGUUGAGGUGAAUAAUUGACUUGUGUCAUUUUUUUGCUUGGGAGUCUUCUAAUCAUAAAUCAGUAGCCUAUCACUGGCUUAGAUUCUUUUACUGGGUUUCUGUCAGACUUUAUGAAUUAAGAUUACAGCGUUAAUCUACAAUUCUGCCACAGUGUAGUAAUCUGGAGUAAUAGAAAACUCCAUUAGUCACAAGAGCAGUCAGUAAAACAUAUACAACAACUUGAACUGUUUUUUAAUUUACUGCCUUUAUGGCAACUUUUAUUGUGUUUGAGAGCAAUUAGUAGUUUCUCAACUUGCCCCUGACUGCCAUAAUUUUACAUUCAAAUUCCAUAUUUGAUGCUUACAAGUGGUCUCAGUUUUACUGUAAAAGGAUGGUGUGGUUAUACAGUAGACUGCCCAGAGACUGCUGGCCAGCAAAAACAGCAGGGGGGGUCAGCUGCUGACUCCAUGUCAAAAUAGCUUCUUUAUCCUGCAAAUCAAGUUAUCAACAGCUUGCGAGUCAAAAGGCUUCUGAGAUUGACUGGGCUGCUGACCUCCCCUAUUUUUGAGCUUUUGGGGGUUUAUUAGAGUGGCAAAAUAAGAUCAAAUUCAUUGCUGAAUAAUUUUUGUAUGAGUGCAUUUUUAUUGUUGAAUAAAAUGUUACUGAUUAUUAGUGUUAUCUUCCUCAGGCAUUAAAUAAAGCAUGUAACUUGUAGUCAAAA
Molecule: messenger RNA, 2142 nt
Organism: Maylandia zebra (zebra mbuna)
Lineage: Eukaryota; Metazoa; Chordata; Actinopteri; Cichliformes; Cichlidae
Source: RefSeq, a predicted model, not a curated record